AAUAUAAUUUCUGAGCCAGAAAGUAACCGUAAUUUGUAAAACUUUAUCAUUGUUUCAUUUGUAUUUUCCUUUAGUGCUGGAACUGAAGCAUCCAUUCUAUAAAUUAUUUGUACCCCAGAGAGAUAUUAAAACUGGAAAUUUCGAAAUAAACAAUCUGAUGAGACGAAUGGUGGAUUGCAAACGUACAGUCGUUUUGCUCACUAAGAACUACUUGGAAAACGAGUAUUGCAUGGGGAUAUUCAGAAUGGCAUUUGCGAAUUCAUUGGAGGAGAAAUUGCAUCGGAUCAUCCCUGUGAAGUUUGGACCCCUUCCACCCCUGAAAGAGAUGGAUCAGAGUCUGAAGACAGUCAUGGAAUCGACGAUAUGGCUGGAGUUUGGAGAUAAGUUAUUCUGGGAUAUGCUGCGAUACGAAAUGUCUGAAAAAUCUCCUGAUACUAUUAUUGAUUACGAAAUGCAAGAAGAUAGCUCUGAUGAUGUUCUUUUAAUACAAGAGUUCUGAGUACAUAUUAUAUCUAGAAAUAAAGUGUACAUAUAUUUUAAUUUCGAUUUCCUACUACCAAAAUAAAUGUCCAAGAAUCUGUAAAAAUAUAAUUUUGCUUAUUUCGUUUUAAGAAAACAUAGUGUCGGUAAAAAUAAAGUGACAUUAAAUACA
Messenger RNA from Parasteatoda tepidariorum (common house spider), 652 nucleotides. NCBI's taxonomy places the organism in Eukaryota, Metazoa, Arthropoda, Arachnida, Araneae, Theridiidae. The record is from RefSeq and is a predicted model, not a curated record.